CAAAAAUAGACCUCAGUGCCUACAGUGCGCUCGAGCCGAGUGAACAAACUACAGCCUCUUCCAACACACUUCACAAUGGUUAUUAAAGUGUUUCUGGCCUCUUCCUCAGGAUCAACAGCGAUCAAAAAAAAGCAGCAGGAUGUGCUUGGGUUUCUGGAAGCUCUCAAAAUUGAAUAUGCACAGCUUGACAUUGCUUCAAAUGAAGAAAAUCGCAUGUGGAUGAGGGAAAAUGUACCAGGCGAAAAGAAGCCAUCUAAUGGAAUCCCACUUCCACCUCAGAUCUUCAAUGAGAGCAACUACUGUGGGGACUAUGACACUUUCUUUGAUGCCAAAGAGGACAACUCAGUUUAUGAAUUCCUGGGUUUGACCCCUCCAUCUGGCUUUAAGGAAGAAGCAAUCUCAGAACAGGUGCAGAAUGAAAAUACAUCUGAGGUGAAUUCACCAGAGGUGGAAGGAGGAGAAGAGAUAAAUAAAGAAGUCAUAGAACAGGUGGCACAAGACGAGCUUUCAGAAGAGCCUAAAGAGAAAGAGGAGAUCAAAGAGGAAGAAGAAGAGGCAGAAGAAGAAGAAGAAGAAGAAGAAGUGAAGGCAAAAGAAGCUGAUGAUGAAGAAGAAGACAAACAAAAAGAAGAAGAGGAAGCAGAAGUAAUACAAGACAGUAAAAUACAGCAUGCAGAGGAAGAAGAACAGGAAGGUGAAGUAGAAGAAGAAUAUGAACAGGAAGAAGAGGACUUAAUGUCUGAGGAGGAGGAAGAACUUCGACAGCUUGAGGAAGAAGAAGAGGUGCAAGCAUCAGAGGAGGAAGAGGAUGAGGACUGAGGAUGGGACACAGAGGAUUAUCAGGUUAAUUAUGUUUUGCAUGUAUUGACUCCCACCCAACGUGACAGCCUCUGCUUGAAGACCAUGAAGAUGUUUGACGCAGAACAUUUUCCACACAAAAGGUCAUGGAGUGCGUGCUCACACAGCCACUUUCUGGAACUUAGACAUGAAAACCACCACAACCAAACUUGAAUGAAACUGCUGUUUUCCUUCCUUUUUAGCUACCUUUAGGUUUUUUUUUAUGACGAAUUCUAAAGGAGGGAGAUUUUGUAAUAUUUAAAGCUAAUGGUUCAGCAUAUGCGCUGUGACAUUGUGCUUUUUUUGUGUGCCAUAUCGCACAUUAAGAAGAGUUUAAUACUGUUUUUGAAGAUAGCACUGAUUGUCCUGCAGUCUAUUGUAGUUGUAGGUGCACUAUAACCAGUAGUGUUGAAAUGCAACCUUGUGGGCCGACAGGGUGAAGGCUGGAAGUAUACUGCUAUUUAGAAUCAUUGCUUGUAGUUGUGGUGAUCAUGUAGUUGUGUAUGAAAUCAUUAUAGUAUCCCUUUUUAAAGACAUUAUUAAUAAGAGCGUUGAUAAUGUUUCAUUUUUUUUCCUUAUUGCAAUUCAUUAGGUUAAUAUAAUUUUUGUCAUAUUAUUAUU
Molecule: messenger RNA, 1458 nt
Organism: Silurus meridionalis
Lineage: Eukaryota; Metazoa; Chordata; Actinopteri; Siluriformes; Siluridae
Gene: sh3bgr
Product: SH3 domain binding glutamate-rich protein
Exons: 11
Coding region: 76-819 (247 amino acids)
Cellular component (GO): cytoplasm
Source: RefSeq, a predicted model, not a curated record